Salarias fasciatus (jewelled blenny) is the source of this 2487-nucleotide messenger RNA. RefSeq names its product bactericidal permeability-increasing protein-like. Lineage: Eukaryota; Metazoa; Chordata; Actinopteri; Blenniiformes; Blenniidae. Bases 64 to 1479 code for a protein of 471 amino acids. The record is from RefSeq and is a predicted model, not a curated record. The transcript has 16 exons. Gene Ontology annotation, molecular function: lipid binding.
GGCAGCAUCAGUGAAACAUCACCCGGGGAAAUCCUCUGAGCCCAGCUAACUUCAGACUUCAGGAUGUUCCUGUGCUUGGCUCUGUUGACUCUUCUUCCUGCGACUGUCAGCAUCAGUCCUGGAGUGAAAGUGGAGCUGACUCAAAAAGGCAUCGACUAUGGGAGACAAUUGGGUAUAGCUUCCAUUCAGUCAAAACUGAAGUCCAUCAGAAUCCCAGAUAUGUCUGGAAAGACCAGAGUGUCUCCUAUUGGGAAGGUCAAGUACAGUUUGUCAGGUCUGCAAAUAACGGAGGUAGGGCUACCAAAGUCUGCACUGGAUCUGGUGACAGGAAGUGGAGUCCGACUAUCCAUUGGUGACGCCUACUUGAAAUUGCGUGGAAACUGGAAGGUCAAGUAUCUCAAAUUCAUAAAGGACCACGGCUCUUUCGAUCUCAACGUGAACGGACUAACAAUCACAACAAGCCUCAAAAUUGACAGUGACGAUACGGGCAGACCUGCGGUCAGUACCAUCAGCUGCUCGGCCUCUGUUGGAAGUGUAAAGAUCAAGUUUCACGGUGGAGCCAGCUGGCUGUACAAUCUGUUCAGAAAUGCCAUCAGCAAGGCUUUGCGUAAAACCCUGGAGAAACAGAUCUGCCCUCUGGUCGGCACAGCAGUAUCAGACUUAAACCCAGAGCUGAAGACCAUGAAUGUCUUGGCAAAGGUGGACCAAUAUGCAGAGAUUGAAUAUUCCAUGGUGUCGUCGCCCGUCAUUUCUAAUACUUCUUUAGUUUUGAAUCUGAAGGGAGAAUUUUACAACAUUGGGAAACAUCAAGAGCCUCCAUUCACUGCCACGGACUUCUCCAUGCCAACUGAAGCCAACAACAUGAUGUACAUGGGAAUAUCCGCCUUCACCGUUAACUCGGCAGCGUUCGUCUACACCACAGCCGGAAUCCUCAGCCUCUACAUCACUGAUGACAUGAUCCCAAAGAGUUCUCCAUUCCGACUCACCACCAAGUCAUUUGGAAUCUUCGUACCGCAGGUUAAGGCGAAGUUCCCUGAUCUGCCGAUGAAACUGCUGGUGAAGGCGGUGAAAAGCCCCACUGUUACCUUUGAACCCGACAACAUGACAAUCCAAGCCGCUGCCACGGUGACAGCCUACGCCAUCCAGCCCAACACCACACUCUCUCCUCUCUUUGUCCUGAGCCUGGAGAGCAGCGUCAGCGGCCGGGUGUUUGUCAGCGGAAUAAAGCUGGCCGGAGAAGUCACCUUCCACGAAAUGAAUAUGACCCUCGUCACCAGUUACGUCGGAGAUUUUCGCGUUGAAUCACUUGACAACAUCUUCAAACUGGUCGUCAAGUUAGUGAUAAUACCCAACCUUAAUGAGCGUCUUGCUAAAGGAUAUCCACUGCCAAUGAUUGGAAAGAUGAAGCUUGUGAGCAGUCAGCUUCACAUCCUGAAGGACUACAUGCUGAUCGGGACGGACGUUCAGUUCAUGGGCUGAGCCGCGCUGCGAAACACAGAUGAAACAGAUUUUCAUGCUGUUGUUUCUUUAUGUGGUCCUCUUAAUGUGGACACAAUCAUCCUUUCUGAAGUUACACGCUCCCUUUUUUGAAGCACUUUCUCCCUCUGAGUUUCAGACUUCUUUUUUUUCUAUAUGAUUUCCUGCAAAUGUGCUGAUCUCUGCUGUCCUGCCUGUAGCCGAGAGUCCCAUGAAACACGAUUCAGUCACUGAAAAAGCCUCAACGGAACAAACAGGAGGAGCAACUUGGAGUUUUUGCCAUUAAAAAAACAUUUGCUUCUUCCCAUCAAUACGUUGGGUAUUGUGAUAAAUAUCAACACUUAUGCAGAUGACGUCAAUGUCUUCAGUUCAGUUCAGUUCAGUUUAGUUUAUUUGGACAACGAAAACAAUUAAAAAAUAAAAAUAAAAUAAGAAAACAGUUAAGGGUACAUAAUACCACAAUUGUCCAUAAGUACAAAUAAAUAAAUCAUUUAAUAUGUCCAAAAAGGAGUAGGAAGAAGCUAAAGCUUUUCAUGUCCUACCCCCUCUUACUCUCCUUCUAUAUUAACGAAACUUUUUUUCAGUACCCCAAACCCCCCUCCCGCACCCCCUUCACAUUUCAAACCUGUGACUACCUGGACUUAUUUCUUUAAUUAAUAUUCUAAAGUCUGUGUCUUAGUUUCUACCGGCAGCAUUUCAUAAACAGGGCAGCUUGCUAACUUUUGUUUUUGUUUCGUUUGUAGUUGUGGUUCUGAUUUUUCAACUGUGACCAAGAGGAAGUGAAUAAUCGGAGCCAUCAAACAUUAGUUAAAAUUUUUAUGACUUCCUGUAUUUUGUGGACUUUAAGUUCUGCUUUUUGAUAGAUAUUUGCCCAGUCUUGUGACUUAUAUUAAGAGGCGAUGUGUACAUCGUUCAUGCUGAUAUUACAAUAAAUUUGUGAUAUUUUGUUGAGAGUCACAAAAUUAAAUGUUUUUAUUUCUCAUCACAGCAGCACAGUUUUAAAUAAAAAGA